GGCAGCUGGUGGUACGCCUUGCGUUUCCGCUGCCACAGAGAAAGGCCACCGCGUGCUCGAGGUUUCGUCAACCAGUGCUCAGCCCCGAGGCCGGCGUGGCGUCGCCACCGCCGGUGCGCGCUCGUUGCCAUCCAUGAGUGCGCGACUUCUUGAAUCACCGCCCGCCGAGACUCGAGGGCACGCAGAGCGCCGCAGGCGGCUGAUGUGACGGUCCUAGAGACUCAAGACGCGGGAACGCCAUGUCACGGCCUGCGAACAACGAGUUCAAGUACAAGGCUCCCGAGCGUGAAAACCCUUUGAGCCUGCAGUGCCCGGCAUGCCUGGAGAAGCUUCAGGACCCAAGGAUACUUCCUUGUUUGCACACCCUGUGUAGGCGUUGCAUAGAAAGGCUCGCGAGGUAUCACAGGCGUUUAUUAUCCUCGAGAGUGAACAGUGCGAGAGACGUUCCGACUCGAGCUUCUUGUACCCGCGGCACACCUACGAUCGUGCUCUCAGCUGCCUCAAGUUGCAAGAUGCAUGAAUCCGCACACUGCCAGAUAGACAGUUCUGUCGAAGAAGGGGCGGACGGUGUAAUCGUUUGUCCUGCCUGCCAGAAUGAAUGCGCCGUGACGGCGACAGGAAACGAGUUCCCUGCAAAUGUUCUAGUCAGACGGUUCCUGCGCUCUGCUCCUGGCCUACUUGGCAGCUGGCAGCGCGGUGCGCUAAAACAAUCCGCGUCCCAAGGCAAGCGUUCCUCGCUCUGUGACCUGUGCGCCAAGGGCAGAGCCGCCGUGAACAGGUGCAUCGGGUGCGUGCUGUCGUGCUGCACUAGGAUGCGCCGACGUGAUAGCAGCGAGAAUCCGCGCGGACGGUCAGCCGCGCGCAAGAUGCGCCAUGCAGACAGCCAGACCAUGCAGUCAACGGCUUCACUGGGACCUCAGACUUGUUCGAAACACCCGGCGAACCAGAUAGACACUUUCUGUCUAUCAUGCCACAAGGCCAUCUGCUCAUCGUGCUUGAUUAAAGACCACCGUAAUCACGUCAGCAGCGAGUUAAGCGCAGCCCAAGAAAAGGAACUCAAGAGGACAGGUCUGCUUCUCACCAGGCUGCACUUGAAGAUGUCUAAUCUUGAAGACUCGGCAAAUGGAACCUUAAAGAAGAGUCAGGCUCUGUGCCGCAACGCUACCGAUGUGACACGCGAGGUGAACAACUUCUACGACGGAUAUGUAAGCGCUCUGGAAUCUCGCAGGCGCGAGCUGCUGGAUGAAAUCGCGCGCUUCCAGAAAGAGCACCAACAGACACUGCUCGAUCGUAGCAGCACCCUGGAGGCCGCCCUUGUGCGGGCCAAAAGCGUGCACGAGUUCGGUAAGACGCUGCUCCAUUUCGGGCCUAAGAUGCCAGAGGUAGUGCUGCCACUCGUAGAAGUGCUGGACAAAGCUGCUCGGCCCAUCGUCGUGAUGGAUGACAAAGAAGACAUUUCGGCGUAUCAGCCGCUCUCCCUCAGGUUCAGAAAGGACAGAGAGGACCACAGGGAAGGGUACCUGGUGUACGGUGCGGUGUCCAGCCAAGCUGAUCCAUCGAUGGUGUCAGCAGUGCUGUCUUUCGAAAGUGCCACAGACUGUCAACAGCUUGGUUCUUUGAAAGUCGCGCGCUUGAAGUUCCAGGACCCCUCUGGACACCCGAUUGACGUGGAACCAGAACAAGUUCGGGCAAUGCUUAUUUCAUCCAAGUCCGCAAGGAAAACUGCAGCAGAAGUUACACGCGCCGAGGACGAUCCUUUGCAGCUGAGGCUGAAGUUCGAGACGAGGAAUGCCGGCACACACGCACUCGCAGUCACUCUGGACGACCAGCCCCUUCUGGGUAGUCCAUUUCUGUUCAGGGUGAAGUCGCGAAGGCCGCGGUGUGAGGGGAGAUGUCCUGCUGUCCCUUCACCGGAGAUGAGUUCUGCUCGUCGUGUAAGCGAAAGUUUGCUGUCUCAGAGCCUGCGCAAACGUCAAUGCAUUCCAGACGACCGCGAAACAAAUGUUCCGCUGGAACAGGCACCCUGGGACAGCUCAUCCAAGCAUUUUCUACGGUGUAACCUCAACGGCAGUGACAUCAUGACUGACGCUUCGUUAAGAUCAUCGCGCUUGUAUCAAUUCACUACGUGACCUCAGGAUCCCAAAUUGUCACCAACUCUACGACGACUUGGAAGUAUACGA
Rhipicephalus sanguineus (brown dog tick) is the source of this 2180-nucleotide messenger RNA. RefSeq names its product tripartite motif-containing protein 45-like. Gene Ontology annotation, cellular component: nucleoplasm; chromatin. Bases 240 to 2129 code for a protein of 629 amino acids. Lineage: Eukaryota; Metazoa; Arthropoda; Arachnida; Ixodida; Ixodidae. Gene Ontology annotation, biological process: positive regulation of DNA-templated transcription. Gene Ontology annotation, molecular function: ubiquitin-protein transferase activity; zinc ion binding. The transcript is spliced from 6 exons. The record is from RefSeq and is a predicted model, not a curated record.